Dentiscutata erythropus is the source of this 339-nucleotide messenger RNA. NCBI's taxonomy places the organism in Eukaryota, Fungi, Glomeromycota, Glomeromycetes, Diversisporales, Gigasporaceae. The record is from the annotation of a GenBank genome assembly.
AUGCCAUUUCUUUGUUUCAUGAUUGAUCUUUCUUUUUCGGAUUUGACACAUCGUAUGAACAUUAAAUAUCAACUCACCUUUGUUUCUUCAAAUCUGAGUUUUUCAGAUUUGAAACAACUAAGAGAUUUAUUUAUUGAAAUUAAAAAAAUUUGUGGAAAUGAAGAUUUUGAUGAAGGAAGUGACGAUUUUGCAAGUGGAUAUACUAUUUUAAAUAAUAAAGCAGCUUCUGAAGCUUCAGAGAAAAAAAUAACAGAAAUAGAUGAAUCUGAUGAAUCUCCAAAAUUUCCAACUUUAACUCGAACACACCGUUUCCUUGAAAACGUCGAUCAAAGAUUUUGA